UGAGAUGAUGGGACAAUUCGUUCCGGACCUUGUCUCGAGCUUGUCCGCCAUUGGCUUUUUGGCAUUGGCGCGAUUUGUUUUCCAAAACGCGCUGGGGGACAGAAAGUCUCACAGCAAACCACAAGAAACAGGGGCCGGGCGACCGAUCGCCGGAUUCGACUCGAUCCCCGGCUUCUUGUGACCGCCCACCCGCCGCCGUUCACAUCCGCUCCCUGCUCCCACGAGGAACGUGGGGAACUCUUCCCCAGACUCGCCAGACAACACAACACCGCCGGCAUGUCACUCAUGUCCAGCUUUGCCAGGGGGGCAUCCACCCCCAGAAUGAUGAGGUCAAGCAAGCCAGACAGUAACAAAACCUGCGCGAUUUUACCCAUUCCCCCAACCCCAAUCCCACGAAUGAUAACUUUGCCAACUCUCGUCGUGAAUCAUCAACCCCCCAGGACCGUUCCUCAGAGCCAAACAAGACGGUUCCCCGGAUCCGGGUCGUGUCACCAUCAUCGUGUCAUCAUCCCACCAGGGAUAAUGACCAAGGAAAAAGAAAAGAAAAAUGAAGCAAACAGAACGUCUCAGGAACCCCCGGUUCGUCCCAAAAAAAAAAAACGGGCUUGCUUCCUCCCGGGGUUUCCGUCCGAUGUCACAGGCGAGUUUCCGAUCGCGAGGGGCGCGCGCUCGGAAACGCCUGGAACGCCUGGAACGCUUGGAACGCCUCAGGGCGCUGGAGCUCGCUCACGCCGGAACCAGACAGACAGGGGUAGCGAACUCAAAGCACAAAGCGAAUUUUUGAUUGAGGGCAGGGGGUUGCCGAACCCGACAUCACGUCAUACAUUUCCAGAAAAGCGGGAGAAACGGCCAGGUUUUUGUCGGAAGGGACACAGGGAGGGCUGUCAAGGGAGAAAGUUGUUGUUAGCUGUUGCUAGCUGUUGCUACCUAGCUUCGAAUGGUCUGGCAAUGACGGCUGAUGUGAUGUUUACUUUUUUUUUCUUGGGUGCGGAACUAACGGCACAAACACAGACACUCACAGUGGCAACCCCCCCUCUUUUCUCAGCCGGUCAGAGCCAUGCCCGCUAGUUGCUGUGGAUUACUCUCCUGCGGACUGGGUGGGAGUGCACACGACAAUGAGACAAGCCUUGCUUGACAGGGUCAGAUUUUCCCUGUCCAACACAACAAGGGGCAAGACGGACUCAGGCGGGGAUGGGUGUGGGCGACGUUGGCAAACAAUCAACCCCCCCGCGGCGGUAACAGCGCAGCCGCCCACGCGCGGAAAUCGCGAUUGUAAGUUGUAAGUGAGCGCGUGACACGGCAAGGCAUUUUAUUCUCUAUCUCUGCUCUGCCUUAUCCGUGGGGGUUGUUCUGUUGUUGAAAAAUGCCUCUUGCAGGAAAUAUAAACCAUUUUAAGGGCAUUGAGAGGACGGAAGCACCCUCCCACAACCAAUCCGCUCUCAUCUCGCACUGCUUCAGGUGACCUCGUGGCACGGUA
Molecule: messenger RNA, 1477 nt
Organism: Chaetomium fimeti
Lineage: Eukaryota; Fungi; Ascomycota; Sordariomycetes; Sordariales; Chaetomiaceae
Exons: 1
Coding region: 277-1068 (263 amino acids)
Source: RefSeq, a predicted model, not a curated record